AUGGAUGCCCUACCAGAUGAGAUUAUUGUUUACCUGUUUUCUUUCCUCACACCACCCGAGAUCACCACAACCCAGCUUGUGUGUCGCCGCUUCCUUAGAAUCGGGCGUGAUGACAAUUUAUGGCGCGACGAGUGCUUCGAAAUUUCAAGAUACUUGGUGAAUCUUCGACGGAGAAAUCGAGCAAAGCCGAUACCAACCGUUUCCGCCGGCGAGCCUCGUUCUGGAGAUGUGCUGGGAGCUGAAACGGAAGACCAACUUGGGCAACGCUCUGUGACAUCAGUGGCUCGCCAUGAGCAACAUAACAGCAAUCAAAGGGCAACCGAGAGAAUACGCGUGAUGGCUAACUGGGACCCCUCGUACCAAGCAGAGAAAGUAGACUGGUAUACGGAGUUCAUCCAUCGGACGGCACCGAUCUGCACCAAGUGGUUCCAAAAACCUUUGAAACAGGGCGGCGGUAGGACAGAAUCGCCACUGGAGGUUCGCGGUAUUGGGGCGUAUUAUCUUCCUGGGAGCGAAGAUAUGGGAAUGGCCAUUGCCCCGCUAGAAGACGGCAGUGUUUGCCUCUGGGAUGUUAAAGGCAGCAUUAUAGGUCGAAGUGGGGAAGGAUCCUUGAGUGGUGUUGAGCACAACCGUGCUUUGGGGCAAGGCAAUGCUACCUGCGGAAUUAUAGAUGGGAUCAGCAUUAACAGCGACAUAAACAGGGCGUUCAUUGCGGUUGAGAAAGAUGUUAUGGAGGUGGACUUACAGACACUCCGAACAGUAAGCCAGACACGCUAUCCAUCAUCUAUAUCAGCCAUGUCUGAAGCUCGAGGCUCAACGCCAAUAACUAUCGGAACAAAUGACGACUUUCAUCUGUACGAUCAUCGCAUCCACAAAACAAGCCCUUUAGGAAAUUCCGAGCUAGAGCGGCUUGAAGGAAGCCAGAAUGAUGCCCCAGCAUUUCGUAGAGCGCCCAAGUUACAAGGGGAUUACAGUAUUCGACGAUCAUUCGCGAAGCCGGUGGCAUUGUCGAUUCUCCAUAUGCUCAACUACGGUGAGGAUACGGCUAGUGACAUUUUCGUUGCUGGUCGAUUUACUAGUAUCAUGAACUAUGACAGAAGGUUUCUUUCUAAACCUCGAACCGUCAUACACUCAGGGGCGAGGCUUUCUUCCUUGGCGUAUAUUCCAUACUCAUUUUCAAAAGACGCAGCUGCCAGCAUGCGGUAUUCUGAGUUGUCUGUUGGCGAGGUGCGCUCAGUAAAAUCAACUCCAGGAAACACCCUCAUAGCAUGUGGCGAAUAUGGGGGCAGAGGCUCAUUGGACCUUUAUGGGCUUUCAGAGUUGCCCAGUGACUCUACUACAGUCGGUACGGGGCGGACUCUACAAUCUGCAUUCAAGAACAGACUGACUUCAUCAACCUCUAUGAUUUUAUCAGUGAUCCCGCAUGGGUCUCGCCUCGUUUUUUCUGACGGGAAUGGUAACCUGAAAUGGGUCGAGCGGGAUGGUCUCACCGAGGUGCGUCAGUGGAAUAUUUCCCACGAGAUUCCGGAUAAUAGGCCCAGAGGGAUAUUUGGAACUGUGGACAACGAAUAUGAGAAUUCAGUGGAUAUCGCCCGCAAGCUGUUGCCAACGAGGAAGCAUGGGGCUCCGGCAGCUAUUAACAUGGAUAACCUUAUAUUAUGGAAUGGGGAGAAGAUUGGGCUGGUCCAGUUCUCAAACAAACAGCACAGCGGGGCUGUAGACUUUGAAGAGGUGGCGAAGUCUCUUGAAGAGCGCCAUCAUGAAGAUUCUGAGAGAGCCUAUAGAGAGUUGACCCGCAGGGCGCUGGAAGCCCAGGCUGACGAAGUGAGACUGAUGAGAGGCCUCGGAUUGUCCGGCCCCUAG
Pseudogymnoascus verrucosus is the source of this 1863-nucleotide messenger RNA. RefSeq lists its product as uncharacterized. Bases 1 to 1863 code for a protein of 620 amino acids. Gene Ontology annotation, biological process: protein polyubiquitination. Lineage: Eukaryota; Fungi; Ascomycota; Leotiomycetes; Thelebolales; Thelebolaceae. The record is from RefSeq and is a predicted model, not a curated record. Gene Ontology annotation, molecular function: protein binding. The transcript has 3 exons.